Messenger RNA from Melospiza melodia melodia, 6464 nucleotides. It is a transcript of the gene ELP1, whose product is annotated as elongator acetyltransferase complex subunit 1. The transcript has 36 exons. The record is from RefSeq and is a predicted model, not a curated record. Gene Ontology annotation, molecular function: tRNA binding. Gene Ontology annotation, biological process: tRNA wobble base 5-methoxycarbonylmethyl-2-thiouridinylation. Gene Ontology annotation, cellular component: elongator holoenzyme complex; cytosol. The coding region runs from base 330 to 3992 and encodes 1220 amino acids. Lineage: Eukaryota; Metazoa; Chordata; Aves; Passeriformes; Passerellidae.
GGCUGCUGAGGGCCGGCGGGUGCCGCUCCGCCGCCGCCACGGGCACCCCGCGAUGCUUCUGCCUCGGCGCCGAGCCCGGCGCGGUUCUCGUGGGCUCCCAGUACGGGCUGGUGGAACUGCGCGCCGGCGGGGACUCGGUGUCAAGAGAAAUUUCCCUGACUGUGGAUGGGUUCUUGCCUGAGGACGGAAGUGGCUGCAUCGUGGGUGUUGAAGAUCUUCCAGAGCAGGAGAGUGUGUGUGUUGCUACAGCAGCUGGAGACAUCCUACUGUGCAAUCUGAGCACAGAGCAGGUGGAAUGUGUUGGAAGUGUGGACAGCGGUCUGAGUGUGAUGAGCUGGAGUCCUGACCAAGAGCUCGUUUUGCUUGCAACAGGUCAGCAGACUCUCAUCAUGAUGACAAGGGAUUUUGAACCAAUUUCUGAGAAGCAAAUCCACCAAGAUGAGUUUGGAGAAGGAAAGUUUGUUGCUCUUGGAUGGGGUAAAAAGGAGACACAGUUCCAUGGAUCAGAAGGGAAACAGGCAGCACAUCGCAAGCAGACGGAAGUGCUACCAGCAUCAGCCUGGGAUGAUGGCAGGCCUCGGGUGACGUGGAGAGGAGAUGGGCAGUUUGUUGCAGUGAGUGCUGUCUGUCCAGAGACAGGUGCUCGGAAGGUCCGGGUAUGGAGCAGAGAGCUUGUGCUGCAGUCAACAAGUGAGCCUAUCUCAGGAUUAGAACAAGCACUGUCCUGGAAGCCCUCAGGAAACCUGAUAGCAUCUACACAAGAAAAACCCAACAGACAUGAUGUGGUUUUUUUGGAAAAGAAUGGACUUCUUCAUGGAGAGUUCACCCUCCCUUUCCAGAAAGGGCAGGUCAAGGUUAACGAAAUGCUUUGGAAUGCAGAUUCUACAAUCCUGGCUCUAUGGCUGGAAGACCUGAAGGUGGAAAACUCCAAUCCAAACACUUAUGUUCAGCUGUGGACCACAGGGAACUAUCACUGGUACCUAAAGCAAAGUCUACACUUUGGUAGCUUGGAGGAAAAUCAGUUGGUGUCACUGCUAUGGGACCGAGAGAACCUGUAUAGACUACAUAUACUCUGCCAGGGCUGGCAUUACCUCUUCUACGACUGGCACUGGACCACAGACCAUGGGCUGGGGGAGAAUAGUCAACAUAUGGCAAAUGUGGCUGUCAUAGAUGGAGAUAAAGUGCUUGUCACAGCGUUCCAGCAUGCUGUGGUGCCUCCACCCAUGUGUACCUAUGAGCUCCAGCUCCAACAGGCAGUUAAUCAGGUUGCCUUUCACACAGAUCCCAAACAUAGUGGGGACAUGGCUAUCCUGGAUGCUGAUAACAGGAUCUCUUUGUACAGAUAUGGACAGAGUACAGGGAAUGACCCUUCUGUCAAGUUUGGAGCUGUGGGAGGAAAUGGCUUUAAAGCAACUGUAGAAACACCAUACCUGGAUAAAACCUACAGAGUUGAUGUGAGCAGCAGCAGCAAUGAAGUGAUGAAUCCUCUGGGGCUCCGAUUUCUCACCUGGCUGCCAGAUGACAGCUUCCUGGUUGUUGGUGAAGGUCAGCAUGCUGCUCAGUCUGUCCUUCACCAUCUGACUGCAGUGCCUCCUGUGGCUGGAGCUGAAGAAGAGUGCCUGAAUUUACGGUUGUCAGUGCCUGUAGAUGGAGAAGUGAUCAGCCUGUACUGCAGCCCAGUGACCAGAACUGUAGCUCUGCAGCUGACUGAUAGGCGGAUCCUAAAAUACCUGUGGGAGGCUUCUACUCCAGUCCUUGAGCCUUGGCGGAGUAGCGGCAGCUCUGCUGUUCAGUUCCCCUACCGUUGUGUGCAGACUUCCAUCACAAGGAUCGGUGGUGAAGAGGUGAUCUUGGGCCUCACGGAUCGAUGCCGGUUUUUUGUUAAUGAUAUUGAGGUUGCUUCUAACAUCACAUCAUUUGCAACAUACAAUGAGUUUUUGUUGGUGACAACCAACUCACACACCUGUCAGUGCUUCUGCUUGAAGAACUUGUCAGUGAAGGCCCUCCAGGCCAGCCUGAGCAGCGCUGCUGCCCCCAGCAGUGAGACUGUGCGCAAGGUGGAGCGGGGCUCACGUAUCGUCACCGUCGUUCCCCAGGACACAAAGGUGGUGCUGCAGAUGCCAAGAGGAAAUCUGGAGACUAUUCACCACCGUGCUCUGGUUCUUGCCCAGAUUCAGAAGUGGCUAGACAGGCUUAUGUUCAGGGAAGCUUUUCAGUGUAUGAGGAAGCUCCGAAUCAACCUCAAUCUUCUCUACGACCACAAUCCCAAGGCAUUUCUGGAAAACACAGAAACCUUUAUCAGGCAAAUAGAUUCUGUGAACUAUAUCAACUUGUUUUUCACAGAACUGAAAGAUGAAGAUUUCACUAAGAGUAUGUACCCAUCUCUGAGCGGCAGCAGUAACAGCCAGCCACUCCAGCAUCCUGAUCAGAAAAAAGUAAACCUCAUCUGUGAUGUGAUGAGAGUUGCCAUGGAGCACAUUGACCCUCAAAAAUACUGCCUGUCAAUACUGACAGCACAUGUGAAAAAAAGUCCUCCAGAACUGGAAAUUGCUCUCCAGAAGGUUCACGAUCUUCGAGAAAGCAUUACGCCAGAUGUCCAAGCUGUGAGUGCAGAAGAAGCACUAAAGUACCUGCUUUUCCUUGUGGAUGUCAAUGAAUUGUAUGAUUAUUCCUUGGGGACGUAUGAUUUUGAUUUAGUCGUCAUGGUGGCAGAAAAGUCUCAAAAGGACCCAAAAGAAUACUUGCCCUUCUUAAAUGCCCUCCGGAAGAUGGAAACCAAUUAUCAGCGAUAUACAAUAGACAGACACUUGAAGAGAUACACAAAAGCUCUUGGCCACCUCAGCAAAUGUGGUCCUGAACACUUCUCUGAAUUUCUGAACUUGGUGAAGGAUCAGAAUCUGUAUUCGGAGGCUUUGAAGCUGUACCCCUCUAGCACUCAGGAGUACAAGGAUAUCAGUGAUGCAUAUGGGGAGUACUUGAUUCAGAAGCAGCUGUAUGAACAGGCUGCAUUGAUAUUUGCUCGUGCUGGCAUCUUUGCAAAAGCACUUGAUGCUUUUCAGAGCAGUGGCAGCUGGCAACAAGCCCUGUGCAUGGCAUCACAGCUUGGUUACACAAAGGAUAAGCUGUCCAGCCUGGCACAGAGCAUGGCAGGAAAACUAGUUGAACAGAGAAAGUAUGCAGAGGCAGCCAUACUCCUGGAGCAGUACACUCAGGACUAUGAAGAGGCUGUUCUCCUGCUCUUAGAAGGGGCUCUUUGGGAAGAGGCUUUGAGACUGAUUCACAAGUAUGGUAGGCUGGAUAUAUUGGAAACCAACUUGAAACCUGCUAUUUUGGAAGCUCAGAAAAGUCAGCUGAUCUUCCUAGAUUCCCAGAAAACAGCAUUUCUUCGCCAUAAGAGUCGCCUGCAAGUGGUGCGAGAGCUGAAGGAGAAGGCCUGUGAGAACCUGCAGGAUUAUGAAGUGCCAAAUUGCCCGGAAUUGGAGCUUUUUUCUGAAACCAGCAGUGUUAUGACAGCCAGUGACAUGAACAGCAAAUAUACACACAGCAAUUCAAGAAUAUCAGCGCGAUCCUCAAAGAACCGACGCAAGGCAGAGCGUAAGAGAUACAGCCUGAAGGAGGGGAGUCCUUUUGAAGAUAUUGCCCUUCUGGAAGUCCUGGGAGAGAGUGUUCGUGCUGUUGAGGCUGUGAAAGGAGAGAUACACAUCCUUCUGAAGCAGCUUGUGCUCUUUGGUUAUGAUGAGCAAGCUGGGGCACUGCAGCAAGUCCUGGAAGAGGUUUUGCAGUUGAUGGAGACCUCGGUCCCAGAAAUCUGGACUCCAGACCUGCAACAGAGCUCUGUCAGCCUGGUCCUGGGACCCAAUUCAACUGCAAACAGCAUUAUGGCUGCUUAUCAGCAAAAGAGGAUGAUGCCUCCUGUUGUACAAGAUCCAGAAGUACUGACUCCACCAAAAUUCAAUAAAAAUGUGCAAUGGAAGCUGCAUCUUCUCCAGUAACCAGAAGCCAAGGAAUCUCUGUGGACUCCGAACUCUAACUUUUCAUAUAAUUUCAUUAUAUCUUUGCAGAAGGCGUUGCUGUUCUGGUAUUUCUGAUACACUGUUCCUAGGGCUGUGGAAGUGAAGGGUCCCUCCACCUGGUGCAGAGGUGGCUUGUGAGGCUGGGGAGCAAAAGGAUAUGCAGCUCUGACAGCUCCUACCACUGUUCCCCCUUCUGGAUGAAGCAAUCCCACCAGUGUUGGAUGGGUUAUCUUCACUGCCAUCCCUACCUCCCAGAGUUGAUAUCUGCUAUGAUAACAGGCCACAUUUUAAGCACUUCAGCCUGCUUUAGAGAACUCACCUGCAAGACUGUACCAAUAGCAAAUUCCUGCAGUUGCCAAACAAAUUUUGUGUCUUUUCUGCUGAAGCUGGGUGUUGCUGAUACCAGAUUUUCAUUAUUGCUUUGUUAUAUCAGAGUGAAUGCUGCAGUGCCAACAGCCAUUGUAUUGAAACUGGGCCUGAUCACACCAGGGUGUCUUGGACAGAGGAAAACACGAAUAAAAACAGGACAGUGGUGUUGGUGUUUCACUCUGCUGGGUAAUACUACCCUAAUUAUCUGACAUCAAAGAAGAUAAAGUAAUGGUGCUUUAUGGCACUGACCGAUCAGCCGCUGUAUCCUGAUAAUAGUGCAAUAGUGCACAGCAUUAUUGCAGAACUGUGUCAUCUGGAAACUGAUCUUGUACUGAGAAUUAGGUUUUACCUCAGAAUACUGUCAUCUGAUGCAAGAAAUAACAGCAGUAGUUCUGGGAGCAGAGGAAGGAGAUGAAACUGGAAGCCCUCUCAGUGGCAGCAUCCCCUUCUUGGUUAAUUUUGGCCUGGCAUUUGUAGUGUUCAGGCCAUUUCCAUUGGGUUCUGCAGAAAAACACCUUACAGACAAGGUGCUUGCUGUCUGUUGGAGUCGUUUAAUGGCACAGCUGUGUUCUGACUGCACAGCCGUGAGCAUGUGCAGUGCUGCAGGUAACUUCUUGUGUGGCAAGAACUCCAUCAGAUUGGACUGGCCAUUUAGUCUUGCACUGUCUGUGUUGUGCUGGCUUGAGCUUGCUGGAUGGAGGAGAGUGGUAAAAGUGUGAAGUCUUUUUUCAGUGUGAAGCAUUGGAGCACAUCUCCAGUUUUUCUGAGUUGCCUGGCCUGUUCUGGGUUGUGUGGGGGUGACUUAAGCCUGUUGUCAAAUAGUGUGACUACACUGGAAAGAGAUUCUCCAAGAGUAAUGCCUUUUGAGAUGGCAAAACACAUGAAAGUAUUUACAGGACAAGACUGUUUCACAGGACCGGGUCUUCAAAAUGGUAGCAGAGCAUAGUCCCUGGUGAAGUCAUAAGCCAUCUACCACAUCUGGAGAGUCUGUGCUUCUGUGCAAAGCACUCUGGCCCUGCAGCUGAAAUGUGACACUGACACUAGUAAUUCCUGACAUUCCUGAAUCUGAUGCUAAGAAAUGCUGAGGUCUUGCACAACUGAACCUAUUGUUUAGAAAGAGAACACAAGAAAAGAUAAAAUUGCCACUGGCUUACUGAGGAUUCAUGCUUGUGCCUAAGAGUGGGUACGAUUUCUUUGGUUUUUUCAUCAUGGUGAUGGUGAAAGCCAAGGACCCUUUUGUGUUAGGCAUGCUUUCUUGUUCUCCCACCAAGGCAAAAAUCUGCCAUCCAAGUGAAGACCAGUCUUAUACAUCAUUCUUCAAAUUCUUACUGUCUUCCCCUACACCUUUCCCUCCUGAGUGAACUUGGAAUAAGGAGCAGUAGAGCUGGGAGCAGCACCUGGUGUGGGUGAGCCUCAAGGGGGAAUAUCCUUCUUACUACUUCUGCAGUUGCUGGACCUUAAUAUCUUCUCAGCAGCAGCUAGGAGUCAGCUUUCCCUUGAUUUCUGCUGCCAUGUUCUUUUACUUCCUUAGUGAUGCCUGUAAUCUUGAAAUAUACUCAGUUUUAGUUACUGUCAUUACAGACACAUUGAAUUUACUCUUAGGAAUUCUGUGGGGGCUCCUACAAACGCAGUUACCAGGAAUUGAAGUAAACCAUUAAUGCAGAAAUAUGGAGUUCACUUUAAAAAUGUCUCAACCUCUGAGCAAAUACGGCUGUAUGGAAGCCUGUUUCUCUUGUUAGAUAUUUUCCACCUGUCUGCUGAUUAGCUUCAUUAAACACAGAAGGAACAUAAAUCCAUCAAGUUCAGUAGGAAGUUUCAUGAACAGAUGCACAAUGUGGUUCAUUGGAGCAAUAGAUUAUAGUUCUUGCCAGUGAUAAACAUACCUGCUAAAUACAAGUGUGGAGUGCUUUGUACAAGUGUUCCCAGGUAUACUCUAAUGAAGUCAGAAUCACAGAUCUUUCCAAAGAGGCAACUGCUGUGGGCGAGAGAUGAGUAAGCCCUUUGACUUUUCUGCAAGGUGGUUAUGUUCUCAUCCUCUGCCUUGGAGGCUUUCAAAGAAUAAAUUUAUUCUUUUUGAGAGAA